AUGACAUACUCGCAUUCUUCCUGGCCAAAGGCAUCGACGAGUAUCUUUGCGGCCGACGAGCAAGUCGCGGGCGGGAUGACGACGGCGAUCCGUCGGACCCAUGCAGGCGUGGGUACGAAGAGACAGUGCUGGAACGUCGUCGACGUGAUCGAGCUUGCGCUCGUCAGGGCCACUGCGACCAAUGCCGGCAAGCCCAUUGCAGCUGUCGUGUGCCGCUAUCUAGCUGUUGUGUUCCGGCGGACGCGCGUGAGCCGAGACGAGCCACCAGGCAAGGCGGAGGUGAAGGCGAAGGAGCACGCUAGGCAAGGACGUUGUUACUCUUGCUCAAGCCCGGCUCGACACAAGCGACCAAUCAAAGACAAACAGACGAUGAGAGAGGUCAUCUCCAUCCACGUCGGACAGGCAGGCUGUCAGCUCGGCAACGCAUGCUGGGAGCUCUACUGCGAGGAACAUCACCUCUCUCCUGACGGCCGCCUCAAGGAGACCUCAACCAAGUCUGACGAAGGCUUCUCCACCUUUUUCUCAGAGACUGGCAACGGCAAAUAUGUCCCUCGCGCGGUCUAUGUCGAUCUCGAGCCCAACGUGAUCGAUGAAGUCCGAAACGGCGCCUACAAGGGCCUCUUCCACCCAGAGACCCUCGUCAACGGCAAGGAGGAUGCCGCGAACAACUACGCGCGCGGCCACUACACCGUCGGCAAGGAACUGAUCGACACCGUCCUCGACCGUCUCCGCAAGCUCGCCGAUGCCUGCUCCGGUCUCCAGGGAUUCUUCGUCUUCCAUUCGUUCGGAGGUGGCACGGGCUCAGGCUUCGGCGCCCUCUUGCUCGAGAAGCUCUCGACAGACUAUGGCAAGAAGUCCAAGCUCGAAUUCGCCAUCUACCCUUCCCCUCGCAUGUCGUCGAGCGUCGUCGAGCCUUACAACACCGUCCUGACGACCCACACGACGCUCGAGCACGUCGACUGCUCCUUCAUGGUCGACAAUGAGGCCAUCUAUGACAUCGCCCGCUCAAAGCUCGGCGUCGUCUCGCCCGGUCACACCAACCUCAACCGCCUGAUUGCCCAGGUUGUCAGCUCGAUCACUGCCUCCCUUCGCUUCGAUGGCUCCCUCAACGUCGAUCUCAAUGAAUUUCAGACCAACUUGGUGCCCUUCCCCCGCAUCCACUUUCCCCUGGCAACCUACUCGCCCAUCAUCGGCGCCUCCAAGGCCAUGCACGAGCAGAACUCGACAGCGGAGAUGGUCAACUCGUGUUUCGAUCCCAACAACCAGAUGGUCAAGUGCGAUCCUCGCAACGGCAAGUACAUGGCCUGCGCCCUACUCUUCCGAGGCGAUGUCGUUCCCAAGGACGUCAAUGCCGCUGUCGCGUCCAUCAAGACCAAGCGAACCAUCUCCUUUGUCGACUGGUGCCCCACCGGCUUCAAGCUGGGCAUCUGCAACGAGCCUCCCUGCCAAGUCCCCGGCGGUGAUCUCGCCAAGGUCUCACGCUCGCUCUGCAUGCUGUCCAACACGACCGCUAUCGCCUCGGCCUGGUCCAACAUCACCAAGAAGUUCGAUCUGCUUUACUCGAAGCGUGCCUUUGUGCACUGGUACGUUGGUGAAGGCAUGGAGGAAGGCGAGUUCAGUGAAGCUCGCGAAGAUCUCGCCGCUCUCGAACGUGAUUACCAGGAGGUCGUGGCUGACGACGAGGUGCCUGAAGGCGAAUACUAG
This is a messenger RNA of Mixia osmundae IAM 14324, 1704 nucleotides long. RefSeq lists its product as uncharacterized. Lineage: Eukaryota; Fungi; Basidiomycota; Mixiomycetes; Mixiales; Mixiaceae. The record is from RefSeq and is a predicted model, not a curated record. Bases 1 to 1704 code for a protein of 567 amino acids. Gene Ontology annotation, molecular function: GTP binding; structural constituent of cytoskeleton. Gene Ontology annotation, cellular component: microtubule; nucleus; spindle. The transcript is spliced from 8 exons. Gene Ontology annotation, biological process: nuclear division; nuclear migration by microtubule mediated pushing forces; microtubule cytoskeleton organization.